Saccostrea cuccullata (small rock oyster) is the source of this 1029-nucleotide messenger RNA. RefSeq lists its product as uncharacterized. NCBI's taxonomy places the organism in Eukaryota, Metazoa, Mollusca, Bivalvia, Ostreida, Ostreidae. The transcript has 4 exons. Bases 42 to 674 code for a protein of 210 amino acids. The record is from RefSeq and is a predicted model, not a curated record.
UUUGGUAAAGGGGCAGUUGUAGAAGUCAGAUAGCUGCAAAUAUGAAGAAUAUGAAUAUUCAACGUACCUUUAUACGCAUACUGAUUUUAUUUUGUUCAAAUACUUGGCUAUAUGCAAAAAUUUGCAAGGAACAAGGAAUAACCAAAUGCUGUUCGAAUUACUUUUUUAACACCACGACAAAUCAAUGUCAAAUUUGUCCUAGGGGAUAUUUUGAUAGAAACUGUAGCAAGAAAUGUUUUCUGGGUUUGUUUGGAAAGGAAUGCAUUAAUCGGUGUCCAACUGAAUGCAACAAUACUUGCAAUUUCAUCACUGGGAUAUGUCCAAGAAAUAGCAGUGGAAUUGCAGAAAACGAAACAUCAACAACAGUAAAGUCAUCAUUAGUAGGAAGAAGUUCAUAUAAUUUUAUGAACAGGUCUAAUUUAUUGACAUUAAGCAGGGAAUCCAGCACAAUGCUUACAGUGUAUGAACCUCAAACAGUAAACAUGAAAACAUUCAAAUAUGGACAACAAAGUCAUAAAUCUAAUACAGGUAGCAUUAUUUUAUAUAUAGGAGUAACAGCUGUAGUGAUUUUACUUUUCAAACUGUUAGCAAAUGUUAUGAAAUACUGUAAAAGUUGGAAGACAGAUAAUUCAGAAAAAGAGAGAAAUUGUAAUCCAUAUAUAGAUCUGCCAUAAUACGAAACAAUAGAAUUAUCAAAUAUGACGCAAGAUUUUACGGUGCUAUUCAGGCAAACUAAUACUUCAUAAAAGAUUACCUAUCUAUUCUUUCGAAUGAUACAGAAACAAAGAAUUCCUUUUAAAGAAAUUACAGAGCAUUAUGAUAUGCAUUGAAAUAAGUUUGUUGAGUUUUCUUCACUCAGUACAUUUUUUUUUCGUGACUGUGUACAUCACCUUGGAAAUUUCUAGCAAUCUGAGUUUUGUACCUUAUUCAUAUAUUUGUAUAUAGAUUUGUUGAGAUUGAACUUGUGUGACCUAUCAUGUUUCCCAAACUAACAAAAUAUAUUUUGAGUACGUUUUUAUUUUUGAAAUG